AAAUCGCAAUGAAUUAUUUGUUCCGUGAUUUCAUCAAAGCUAACCUAGUGUACAGAUUAAUCUAAAUCCAAUGAUUUCUGAUAAAGCGGUAGAUGAAAGGAUCUCCAAAACUCUACACUAGUUAACAAGUGAAACAAAAUGUAAUAUGUUUUGUACAAGAAAUUCCGUGAUUUCAAAAAUAUAAAAACUAUCGUUUGUAACAAGAAUUUUGUUACUCAAACAUGAAUUUCCAUCAGUGAAAAUUCCCGACGAAAUUUUCACCAAAUUAAUCUAAUUAGUGACCACUUAGUCAUCGGUCCACCUUAAAACCAUGUUGAGCGACUACUCGCUGCUGUCCUCCGAUGGGGACGAAACGAGCAGCUACGCGGAAACCACCGACGACGAGGAGGCCGUGUUCCUGCAGCUCAGCUCGGCCGUCCAAGAGGGCGGAAUCGACGCCGACGGCGGCAAACUAGUGACCAUCAACCAGUACGCGCAGGACGUGGUCGAUUUCAGCACGCAGUAUGGCAGUGACACCAGCAUUUCGUACACGGCGUACAACGUGACGGGGAAACCGUCCAAGUAUCCGGAUUAUGGCGACUUUCCGGAAACGUUUGCUUUUAGAACUUACGGAACCUGGUGGAAGCAGGCGCCAUCCGCUUGCGGAGAGUUUGGCGAUGAGCAACCUGCGGUUGACGAUUACAUACUGGUUCGGUUCGAAGAACCGGUUCUGCCCGAGCAGAUCAAGGUCUUCGAGACGUACAAUCCGGGUGCGAUUGUCCGCAUUUGGGCGUACACGCAGGCGGAGCAGUGGUUUCUGCUGUGGGACGUGGCAUCGGGCAACGAGAGUCUAGCUCCGGUCGAGCGGAACCACGCCCGGAUCUUCUGUCCUCCGCUUAACCCCGCUCCCAGUCCAACUCGCUUCAUUAGGUUCGAGUUCAACCAUGCCAAGCUGGAGUACUCAACGCAGCUGGACGCGAUCUUGAUGCUGGGACAAAAGUUCGUCCCGAACGUGGUGCACUCGAAGAAGCAGAAAAUCCUCCCCAAAGUAACGGUCAACCAAGAGGUGAUUCUGCAAAACUACUCGCCAGAUUUGGAGUGCACGAGUCAAUCGAGCAGUCGGAGCGCAACUCCGACGGAAUCCGGGCUCACGCUGGACCAGAUGCCGUACGAUGUGCUGUUCAACAUUAUGGCACAUUUGGACCUGCGGUCGCUGUACCGCUGUGGGCAGGUUUGUCGCACGCUGCACCACAUUGUGGCCGUGGAUUCGCUGCUGUACGCGGAGCUGAACUUGAAGCCGUACUGGGCGUGUGCGUCGUCGGCGCUGCUGCAGUCGUUGAAGAAGAGGUGUGCCUUUACCAAGAAGCUGAACCUGUCCUGGUGUGGACUGUUCAACAAGAUAUCUGUAAACGAGUUUAAAGACUUCAUCGCCAAGUGCGGCCCCCACCUGACCCACCUCCGGCUGGACUCGUGCAAGUUCAUGACCACCGGCUCCUGCCUCGAGACCAUCGGCCGCUACUGCCCGGACAACCUGACCGACCUCUCUCUGCAAAACUACCAGCCCCAAACGCGUGACUUCACCGCCCUCGCCAGCCUGCACCACCUCGAGCGCCUCAACCUCAACCGCACCAGCAUCGACACCCAAUCCCUGCUCAUCGUACUCGCCCGGAACCCCGCCCUCCGCCACCUCAACCUAGCGUUCUGCCCCCUCGACGUCAGCAUGGACGACGUGGCGCUCCAGAUCGCCAAGUGCAACCGCGGCGCGCUCGUUUCGCUCGACAUGUGGAAGUCCCACUCGCUGACCUCGGUCGGGCUCGAAGCGCUCGCCGCGCACUGUCCCAAGCUGGAGGAGGUCGACUUUGGGUGGUGCCUGCGCGAGGAAGCGUCCCCCGGGGAGGCGAUCCGGGCGCUGGUGCGGUCCUGUCCGCGGCUGAAGAAACUCUUCCUGGCGGCCAUUCGAGGGCUUACCGAUCGGGAUUUGGACGUAAUUGCCACGCAUUGUCCAGGGUUGCAGCAGCUGGAUUUGAUGGGCAGCAUGGGAAUCUCGACGGAGAUGUGCUACCGGCUGUUGACGCGCUGUCGCAAGUUGAAGCUGCUGGAUUUGAGCUUUUGUGAUAACUUGGACAAUAUGCAGAUUAUGCUGUGGCGUGAGUCCUUUGAUGUGGCGAUCAAGAGGAGCUUUGUUGAUUUUGGACCGCCGAGGGGCGAGUUUUAGCAGUGGCUUAGCUUUUGAAGCGAUACAUUCCAGAUUGAUUGUAGGUUGUAAUAAUUUUAGGAGUUGUCUGUAAAGUGUGGUGAUCUUAGCAUGAUAUUCAAGUUUACAAUACUCAUGAUCUCGAUAUUAAUUAGUGUACGUUCGUAAACCUGACUGUAUAUUUAUACAACGUGAAAUAAAUAAUCAAGCUUCAAAAA
Culex pipiens pallens (northern house mosquito) is the source of this 2391-nucleotide messenger RNA. RefSeq names its product F-box/LRR-repeat protein 4 (gene Fbxl4). The record is from RefSeq and is a predicted model, not a curated record. The transcript is spliced from 4 exons. Lineage: Eukaryota; Metazoa; Arthropoda; Insecta; Diptera; Culicidae. Gene Ontology annotation, cellular component: SCF ubiquitin ligase complex. The coding region runs from base 311 to 2194 and encodes 627 amino acids. Gene Ontology annotation, biological process: SCF-dependent proteasomal ubiquitin-dependent protein catabolic process. Gene Ontology annotation, molecular function: protein binding.